Messenger RNA from Marmota monax (woodchuck), 4043 nucleotides. It is a transcript of the gene Slc38a10, whose product is annotated as solute carrier family 38 member 10. Gene Ontology annotation, molecular function: amino acid transmembrane transporter activity. The record is from RefSeq and is a predicted model, not a curated record. Bases 181 to 3528 code for a protein of 1115 amino acids. The transcript is spliced from 17 exons. NCBI's taxonomy places the organism in Eukaryota, Metazoa, Chordata, Mammalia, Rodentia, Sciuridae. Gene Ontology annotation, biological process: amino acid transmembrane transport.
AAGGCGGAAGUGUGUGUGCUGGGGCCGGCGAAGCCGGGCUGAGGUGUAGCUCCAGAGCCGCGGCUCUUCCGGGUCGGCGCCGCGGGCCGCGAGAGCGAGCGCAGGACCAUGGCUGGGAGGCGGCCGCGCGGCCUGGCGGGGUCUGGAGGCUGACUGCGCGCCCCCGCCCCGACACUCAGGAUGACGGCGGCCGCCGCCUCCAACUGGGGGCUGGUCACGAACGUGGUGAACAGCAUCGUGGGCGUCAGCGUGCUCACCAUGCCCUUCUGCUUCAAGCAGUGUGGCAUUGUCCUGGGUGCCCUGCUCUUGGUCUUCUGCUCCUGGAUGACGCAUCAGUCAUGCAUGUUCUUGGUGAAGUCUGCCAGCCUGAGCAAACGGAGAACCUACGCCGGCCUGGCGUUCCACGCCUAUGGGAAGGCCGGGAAGAUGCUGGUGGAGACCAGCAUGAUUGGGCUGAUGCUAGGAACAUGCAUCGCCUUCUAUGUGGUGAUCGGUGACCUGGGGUCUAACUUCUUCGCUCGGCUCUUUGGGUUUCAGGUGACCGGCACCUUCCGUGUGUUCCUGCUCUUCGUGGUGUCCCUGUGCAUUGUGCUCCCACUCAGCCUACAGAGGAACAUGAUGGCCUCCAUCCAGUCCUUCAGUGCCAUGGCUCUCAUCUUCUACACUGUCUUCAUGUUUGUGAUUGUGCUGUCUUCCCUCAAGCAUGGCCUUUUUGGUGGGCAGUGGCUGCAGCGGGUCAGCUACGUCCGUUGGGAGGGUGUCUUCCGCUGCAUCCCCAUCUUUGGCAUGUCCUUCGCCUGCCAAUCCCAGGUCCUGCCCACCUAUGACAGCCUGGACGAACCGUCAGUGAAGACCAUGAGUUCCAUAUUUGCCUCCUCUCUCAACGUGGUCACCACCUUCUAUGUCAUGGUGGGGUUUUUUGGGUACGUCAGCUUCACUGAGGCCACUGCAGGCAACGUAUUGAUGCACUUCCCCUCCAACCUGGUGACAGAGAUGAUCCGCGUGGGCUUCGUGAUGUCGGUGGCUGUGGGCUUCCCCAUGAUGAUCCUGCCGUGCAGGCAGGCCUUGAACACGCUGCUUUUUGAGCAGCAGCAAAAAGAUGGGACCUUUGCUGCUGGAGGCUAUAUGCCGCCUCUCCGGUUCAAGGCACUCACCCUCUCCGUCGUGUUUGGAACCAUGGUUGGUGGCAUCAUGAUCCCCAAUGUGGAGACUAUCUUGGGUCUCACGGGGGCCACGAUGGGGAGCCUCAUCUGCUUCAUCUGUCCGGCUCUGAUCUACAAGAAGGCCCACAAGAACGCCCUCUCCUCCCAGGUGGUGCUGUGGGUCGGCCUGGGCGUCCUGGUGGUCAGCACACUCACCACCCUGUCCGUGAGCGAGGAGGCCCCUGUGGACUUGGCAAAGGAAGCUCCUGGUAGCCGACAUGGGGAGGUCGAGGGAGCUAAGAAGGCGGAGGUGGCCCGGCUCUCAGUCCAGGAUCCCCCGGUGAACAUGGCCGAGGAUGGCCGGGAGAAGCCAAAGCUGCCCGAGGAGAAGGAGGACCUGGAGCAGGCCCAGAUUAAAGGCCCCGUGAAUGUGCCUGGAGAGGAAGAUGCCAAGGAGAAGCAAGAGGCCGCACAACUUGAUCGCCCUGGUCAAGGCAUUGCUGUCCCCAUGGGUGAGGCCCACCGCCAUGAGCCUCCUGUGCCUCAUGACAAGGUGGUGGUGGAUGAAGGUCAAGACCGAGAAGGGCCAGGAGAGAGCAAGUUGCCUUCCAGACGCACGGAUGGAGGGGCUCCUGAGGGCAAGGGGCAGAUGGCGCUGCCUCUCCCUGAAUCAGAGAGAGAAAGGAGGGAGCCUGAGAGGGGAGAGGCAGGGAGAAGACCUGAACAGGCCCAGGUCCUGGAGGAAGCAGGUGGUCUUCCCGAAAGUCUCCAGAAGCUUCCAGAAGGAAACGACCAACCAGAUGUCCAGCCUGGGAAGGACGAGUAUGGGCCAGGCAACAGAGAUCUGCACCCAGGGCCCCAGGCUGUGAUCUCUGCAGAUCAGAAGGUCCUGGCCGCAGUUGGAGGGGAGCCUGCACAAGGUGCUGUGGGGCACACGGAGAAGCCUGCAGAGAGUGGCCCUGGUGGGAAGGCGCCCCUCCCAGCGCAGAGGCCAGCUCCUGGGGCUGGCCUGCAGCCAGAGCCUCGUGAGCAGAGGGAUGCAGAACGCCCAGGCGGAGACCAAGCGGGCAGCAAGCUGGAGGCUGAAAUUAAAAAGAUAGUAGCAGAAGCCGGCAGGGCAGAGAUGCUGGACCACGCUGUCCUGCUGCAGGUGAUCAAAGAGCAGCAGGUGCAGCAGAAGCGCCUGCUGGACCAGCAGGAGAAGCUGCUGGCCGUGAUCGAGGAGCAGCACAAGGAGAUCCACCAGCAGAGGCAGGAGGAUGAGGACAAGUCCAGGCCUGAAGACAUGCAGCCAGAGCCUGGAGUGGGUGUGCCCAAAGGUCAGGAUAAGGAGGCCCGAGAUGGGCCUGCUGGGAAGAUGGAAAAUGCCCCUCCACAGCCGUUGAAACCUGCACUUGGAGCUCCAGGGGAUCGCCGAGCUCCACCCCGGGAACUGGGCCAGCACUCCCCAGAGAAACCCGAGGGGGCAGCGGGCAGAGACCUAGCUGGUCCUCCUGGUGGAGGAUCUGACAUAGAGCCGCAGGGAGCCCAGGCCAAGCCGAGAGAGGAACAGAAAGGUGCCGUGCCCGAGGUGGCCCAGGCUGUGAAAGAGCCUAAGGUGGCCCAAGACUUGGAACCAGCACUCAAGCCACACCCUGCCGGGGCCCCUGGGAGCCCAGAAGAGCAUCUUGCUGGGGAGGUCUUCAGGCAAAGCCAGGACACCUUUGGCGGAGGUUCCCAAGAAAGGAAAAAAACUGGACAGGAAGCAGCAGCCACUGGGGCCAACACACAGAAGGAGGCUGACCGGCCCAUGGUAGGGGCAGUUGUAGAGGCUGGGGACCCUCAUAUGAAGUCCAGGCAGUUGAGCCGAGACCUGGGACCUGCCGUGGACCCACCUGGCAGGCCAGCAGGAGUGGACCCUCAGCCCCAAGCCAUGCUAGGUCAGAAGGAACCCCAGCCCAUCUCUGAGGGGGGCCAAGGUGGUCACGUGGAGGCAAAAAAGGAGCCCCCUGGUGGGGACCAUGUACCUGCUUCUCAAGAGCAGCCAAGAGCCGGGGAAGAUACUGCCAACCAGGAGCCCAAGCAGAGGCCAGACCCUGCGCCUAGCCCCAGGAUAGUUGCUCCUGGGGCUGAGAGGCCAGACAACCCCAAACCCAACCGAGACCUGAAGCUGCAAGCUGGCUCUGACCUUCGGAGGAGGCGACGGGAUCUUGCCCCUCAUCCAGAGGGGGAGCCAGCCCCAAAGGAUGGGAUCAUCAUCAGCUUUAACCCCCUCCCUGAUGUCCAGGUGAACGAUCUUCGCAGUGCCCUGGAUACCCAGCUCCGCCAGGCAGCAGGGGGCGCACUGCAGGUGGUUCACAGCCGGCAAAUUAAACAGUUGUCUGGGGCUCUGGAGGAGGCCAGCUAGUGUCUAGCCGCGUCCCUGGUGAGUGUGAGGUCACACUUGUUUCUUCCCAGGUAUUUGUCUGAGCCCCUUAGCAAGCGCUGGGAAAGCCUGAAGGACCGCCUUGUCUGCGGCUUUGUCCCCUCCCUGGCAUUCUCCCUGCUUUCUCAGGACCUCUAGGACUCUGCAGCUGUGGGCUCUGGCUGUCCUCAAGAGGAAGAGGGUCUCACCUGUGGCCUGCUGAGGCUCUGUGACUGGCACUGCUGUGCCUAGUCAAGCAGUGCUGGUCCCACUCUCGGUCUCCAUGACACCUGCAUUCUACCAUGGUCUCUGUUCCUCCAGGGGCUCCUCCCUAAGCAUGCUGAGGCCUCCCCACUGGCAGGCAAAGCCCUUGGUGUGAGAGACAUGCGGGGUGAGCCUUGGCCAGCUGUAGGGUGUAGCUGCUCUGAGCUUCCUGUCAAUCAUCCACACACUUCAUGGCCUGUUCUUUGAAAUUAGUUGAGAUUUUUUUAAAAAUAAAAACACCACUGAUGACUGAA